AAUAUCUGUGGUACAGGAUGUUACUACUUUCAUGAUAAUUUAAAUUAUAUUCUCAAAUAUGGUGAGGGUUAUGGAACAAAAUGGAUAUAUUUCCCGGAUGACGACGGAGUCUUGCAUUACAUAAAUAUGACGACCCCCGUUGAAGGUCUUUUGAGCAGAAAUGUUUUAGAUAAUAUUGAAUAUAGGCUGUAUAUUUGGAAUAAUUCUGGGAGUUACAUAAUGUUGAAUGAAUUAGCAGAACCAACUGAUAAGGGCAAUCAAAAACUCACAUCACGGAUACUGCUAUCUAAUUUGCCAUUAAAAGUAAUUACUCAUGGUUGGAGGUCAUCUGCAGACACUGCAGGAGUAAUGAGUGUAAAGAAUGCAUAUGUGGAAGCCAAAAAGUCGAUAGUCAUAACGAUCGAUUGGAGCAUUACCGCAGAAUCAUUGUUGUACCCUUGGGUAGCGAAUGAGACUAAGGCUAUAGGUGCGAGGAUAGCGACAUUUUUAGAUAACUUAAAUUAUAGGUAUAAUAUUUCGGGAAAACAAAUUCACCUCGUUGGUCACAGCCUUGGAGCACACGUUAUGGGCAAUGCAGCAUCUAAAACUAAAACAAGGAUAGCUCGCAUAACAGGGCUCGAUCCAGCACGGCCAUAUUUUGAAUACCCACCUCAAGAAAAUUCUGGUAAAUUAGAUUUGACUGACGCAGAAUUUGUUGAUGUCAUUCACACUUGCGCAGGAUUACUUGGUUUUCAGGAAGCAAUAGGAACAGCUGACUUUUACCCUAACAACGGUAUUGCGCCGCAGCCAGGAUGCGAUAAUAUAAUGAAAUUUUUUGAAGCAUGCAGCCAUAGCCGGUCGUUUUUUUAUUUUAGUGAAUCUAUAAAAUACCCAAAGUCAUUUCCUGCCUACCAAUGCCAAAGCUGGACAGAAUUUAUAGAAAAUCGCUGCGGUCAAUAUGGUUACAUGGGCGAAAGCGUUUAUAAAAACACGACAGGAAAAUAUUUCUUGAAAACAAAUGCUUUUGCACCUUUUGGCAAGCAAUCCAUUGUGUAAACGCGUUAGAAAAGUAUAUAAAAACGAAUGCACAUACAUCAUUAUUAAUCAGCUAAUGUAAAGGAAUAGAUCGGUAGUAAUCAACAAUCAAAUAUGAGUUUAUAUUACAAGUACAAAACCGAAUUGCACACAAUGUACCUAUUUAAGAUUGGUAAUGAUAUCGUUUCCUGCUUCCCUAACCUACCUUGUUGGAUAAAAAGUUUAGACGAAUUUGAUACACGUUUUGGCUAUAUCGUACAUAAAUAUUUAGGUAUAUGUUUACAAAUACUUAAGUUUCAUAAAAAUGAAUGGUUUAAUAAGUUUUUAGUCCGAUACCUUUGCCUAAUAAAAGUAAAUAGGAAAUAUCUUUUGAAUAAUCCUCAUUCUUCAGUAAGUUUAUAGAAUCUUCACUCUUCAUAGCGGUAAGAGGGAUUUUAAACAAAUUUAAUAGGGCUACAAAAUAAAAAAAACCUGAAGAAAACAAGAUUCGACUAUCAUCUUAAGGAAACCACCGGAUAGCGUUAAAAACCACUACGUGGGGGUGAUAGCCAGGAAUUGCAUUCCAUUCCGUAUAAGUUAAUGAACGAAAUUUUAAAUGCCAGUCAACAUCAAAUUUGAUGUCAUUUUGACGUGCGUGUUAAGGUUAUAAUGUUUUAUGUUUAUCCCGCUAAUUCAUAAAAAAAAAUAAGAAAAAACUGUUGUGUCGUUCAGCAUAAAAAUAAUUAAUAUUAACACUUAGUUUCAUCCAGCUUUUGACUUGCUGGUUAUUAUACUAAUGUGUGUUUGUUGUUAUUUGUGUAAAACUAAACUAGAAUUGUUACAGAAACUUGGGAUGCACAUAAUAUUAUAAUAAAUAUUGACCACGAAGUUCUGGUAAACCAAGUUCGGAGAGUAUCAGAAAUAUGAAUAAGAAAAGAAAUGUAAGUUUCAUAAAACCUGAAGAUCCCGAAUUUCUCAAAGUAUUUAAAAGGCAAGCUGGAUAUGAUGAUAAAAACCACAAAUUCGACGAACUUGCAAAUGCAGAGGGUGAUUUUGUAGAUGAUGAGGACAGUGAGCAACCCCAAGUAGUUGUCCUCAAAGAAGGUGACUUAACAGCAGAAGAAGCUGAAGUGGAAAAGAAAAAAAUAGAAAAACUUGAGUCUGAAACAAAAGCUGAUCUGAGUCAACGAAUAGUGUUUAAGCCUAAAGAAAAACUAUCUGCAGAACCUGGCGCCAAUAAAAGAAAAAAAGAAACAGCCAAUAAACAAAAAGUUUCAAAAGAAAAAAAGACCCGACAACUUUUGUCAUUUGAUGAUAAUGAUGAAGAUAUUGAUAGUAAUUAAAGUUAUCAAUCCAAAAAAUUUAAUAUAAUUAAUGGCAAUAAAAGCCUUGACAAAAUUUAAGACCAUAAGGAGUAACAUAAUGUUAUCUGUUAAGACUAGCCAUAAAGUUUACAAGUGCAAAAUGAUGUAAAAAUGAUUAUUAUGAAGUUGUAAUAUGCAAAACUAAUGUGCAUACUAUUUAAUUAUGCAAAAUAAAUGGAUUUAAAUAA
Messenger RNA from Trichoplusia ni (cabbage looper), 2545 nucleotides. RefSeq names its product phospholipase A1-like. Gene Ontology annotation, biological process: lipid metabolic process. The annotation marks the transcript as partial. The record is from RefSeq and is a predicted model, not a curated record. The transcript has 5 exons. Gene Ontology annotation, molecular function: lipase activity. NCBI's taxonomy places the organism in Eukaryota, Metazoa, Arthropoda, Insecta, Lepidoptera, Noctuidae.